CUGCUUCUGCGGCUUGCUUUCAUCUCUGCCUUGCCUCCAAUCUUGGAGUCGACACACGCAGAGGGAUUUGAAGAGGGAGAAUAUAAAGGUUUUUGAUUGAAGGCGACGAUGGCUAGUCAAGGCGGUUCUUCGAAGAGAAGUUUGUCAUUGACGAACACAUCGUUGCAGGACAAGAAGAAACCCUUUGAUGCUAGUAACGGAGGCCCUUCAGAAAAUGGUGCAAGGGAAAUUCAGACAUUUGCCUGUUGUGGAGAAUGGAGAGGUCAUUGCUUUACUUGAUAUAGCAAAGUGUUUAUAUGAUGCCAUUGCUCGAAUGGAAAGAGCAGCUGAAAAGGGAAAGGCUAUUGCUGCUGCUGUGGAAGGUGUUGAAAAACAUUGGGGCACAUCUGGUUCUGUUUUUUGGUGCAGUUUUGGUGCAGUUGUGGUGUAAUUUUUGCUGCUGUUUUUUGUGCAGUUUUGU
Malus domestica (apple) is the source of this 460-nucleotide messenger RNA. Lineage: Eukaryota; Viridiplantae; Streptophyta; Magnoliopsida; Rosales; Rosaceae. The record is from RefSeq and is a predicted model, not a curated record.